Molecule: messenger RNA, 1338 nt
Organism: Penaeus monodon (black tiger shrimp)
Lineage: Eukaryota; Metazoa; Arthropoda; Malacostraca; Decapoda; Penaeidae
Source: RefSeq, a predicted model, not a curated record
GAAGAAACUCUGUUGAGUGAACAUCGACUUUCGAGUGUAGUGGAAAUCUUAAUUUUAUGGACACAGAUCUCCAUUCAGGUGAAGGCCCUGAAUCAACCCAAUACAUGGACCAUGAAAACCAAACAAUGAGAACAAGAGAAGAACUAGAAAGUGAUAACGAAGAAAACCCGAUCUCAAAACAACCGAAAAACAAAGAAGCCCGAUGGAAAGCACCGGAAGAACCCGAACCAACAACAAGUAACAACCAAGCAAUUAUGGAGCAGGAAAGCAGUUUGCAGUAGGUGAGAAGGUCCAGUGCCAGAAAUGCAGCACUCCAUGGAUUGCUGGUUAUUUCACAACUCGUCUGCACAGUUCCCCCCGACAGGCAAAGAAAGUGAGAACCUUGAUUAAGAAGAGCAAAAAGAGAACCAAAAUAAAUAAACAUGAGACUAGAUUACUUGCUGCUCAUUUUAGCAGAAAGAAUAUCUUGGAGAUGAAGUGCCUGGUUUGUAAGGAUAAACAUAUUGAAAUGCAUAAAAUACCUUACAAGCGAGUUAUGGUAAGUGAAACAAGAGUUGAAGAGAUAGAAACAACAGUGAAUGCAGGUUUGCAUCUCCCAGUCAUAAAGGACAAAGAAUCAAAAUGCUUUGAUGACAAGGCAUCAGAGAAUCAGGUUGGAAAAAGUGAAAGCUCUGAAGCAAUGGAAAUAGGGAAUGGAGACAAUACAAAAAAUCAAAGCUGUAAAACCACAGAAACAGUGAGUUUGGUGACCGUAGAUAUGCCAGAUGAAACAAAUGAUUUAGAAAAUGAGACUGAGAGACAGUCAGAAGUACCAGAGGACAGUUUGUCGAAAAGAAUUUCAAAUAGCCUUGCUAGCCUUAAAACAAAAUCCAAUGAAUCAAAUACCAAUAAAGUUUAUGUGGGAAAACAUAACACGAAAGGAAGGAAAGCAAAUAAAUUGAACACUAAAUCCGUACCAGUGAAUGAACCACCAAAAACUGUUUUUACUCGUAUGAAGAACCAGCGCCCCAAAAAUCUUCCAAUGAAAACAGUGACUCCACGACAAAACCCUGUGGUGCAAAGCAAGAAAGAAGUCCAAGCCAAAAUAGCUGGGCUAAAGAGUGCAGUGGUGAAAGACCAAAUGAAAAAGGGCAACAGCCUUGGUAAUUUCUUGAAAAGUUUGUUUUAGAUUUUCACUCUUUUUUCCCCCUUCAUUUUUCUCCAUUUCUUUUUCCAGAAUUUAAUAUUAAAAGGACAUUCUAGUGUGUUUGGAGCAGACGCAUAUCAGAUAGUGUGUUUAUUAAAAAUUGUCAUGUAAAUCAUAUUUCUAAUACAAUAAAGCAUUUGUUUAUUGAAUUA